Molecule: messenger RNA, 990 nt
Organism: Adineta ricciae
Lineage: Eukaryota; Metazoa; Rotifera; Eurotatoria; Adinetida; Adinetidae
Source: the annotation of a GenBank genome assembly
AUGUCAAAUAAUUCAACAGAAUUGCCCGUACUAGGUGAAACUCAGUGGACGCGAAAUAUUAAAUUCGGUAUUUUCAUCGCACUUGAACCACCUGCACUCAUUUGCAACACCAUUCUGGUUUAUUAUCUUAUUUUUAAUCGGACGCUGCGUUAUACUCUUCAUUAUCAUGCUGUUUUGGCAUUACUCAUUGUCUGUCUAUUAACAAAUCUUAUUGAAGUGCCACGUAUUAUACAUUAUUUACACAUUGAUAUUGUUCUUCCACCAACAAAUAUUAACUGUUUGAUCUGGCAAUUGGGCGAUUACCUUCUUUUUGGUUCCUUAAAUGUUUUCUUACUUUGGGCUUCGAUUGAACGACAUCUAUUUAUAUUUCAUAGCAAUCUUUAUACGACAGCUAAACGUCGUUUCUAUUUUCAUUACUUGCCAUUAAUAUCAAUUGCCGUUUACCUCAUUCUAUUCUAUAUAGGAGCUAUCUUUAUUUACCCAUGUGAUACAAAUUUUGACUUUACUCAACCUAUUUGUGGUUAUCCAUGUUACACAGCUUCCCCAAAUAUUUCACUCUAUGACUAUUUCGCUCACAGCUGUGUUCCUCUCAUUUUGGACAUUUUAUUGGAUAUUGGUCUCGUCAUACGAGCGAUGCGUCAUAAACGAAUAGUUGUGAACCAGCAACGGGAACAAGUCGUUCAAUGGCGAAAAUAUCGUAAAAUGAUGUUUCAACUUCUACUGAUUUCAAGUCUUUAUUCAGUACUGCAAAUUCCUUUUGUUGUGGUACAACUUAUACCUCUGUUUACUAUUUUAUCUCCACUGGGUGUUUAUUUGCAGGCAGUUUACUUCUACUAUUUCUUUUGGUUGCUCACACUUCUUUUGCCAUUUGUUUGCAUUGGAUGUUUACCAGAAGUGGUGAAAAAAGUUAAAGAUUUAUUCACGAGAUGGACCAGACGAAACACAAUGAUCGUACCGAUCAUUACUAAUCGGUUGCAGAGUAGACAAUAA